This is a messenger RNA of Rana temporaria (common frog), 6198 nucleotides long. RefSeq names its product TIAM Rac1 associated GEF 2 (gene TIAM2). Gene Ontology annotation, biological process: small GTPase-mediated signal transduction; positive regulation of axonogenesis; activation of GTPase activity. The transcript is spliced from 28 exons. Gene Ontology annotation, cellular component: membrane; synapse. The coding region runs from base 476 to 5695 and encodes 1739 amino acids. Lineage: Eukaryota; Metazoa; Chordata; Amphibia; Anura; Ranidae. The record is from RefSeq and is a predicted model, not a curated record. Gene Ontology annotation, molecular function: protein binding; guanyl-nucleotide exchange factor activity.
UGUGUGCCAGGUCAUCCAGGCUAAUCACUUUGAGUGCUUUGUGGAAAACUGCUGUUAGUUAAGGCUGCAUCAUACUGUUCCACCAAAGGAAAAAAACAUGAAUACGUUGAGGGGUGUAUUUAGCAGACAGAAAUGCAUCCAAGACAACCUGACUCUCCUUUUUUCUCGUAACGUCUACACGCUUGAACGUUUGUGAGUUGUAGUUUCUCUUCGUUGGAAAGGAGAAGAAAAAGCAAAGAGUUUAGUAGAACGGUCUUCAUUGAAGCCUCGGUGUCUUUCAGCUCCUGCCAGCUUAAGCACAGAUGGCUAUCUGAUUAAUGAAAAACAAACAAGAUGAAACUGCUACGAACUAUGAAUUACACCAAGUUUAACUAAUGCCAAGCUGUUCAGCCUGCACGUCUGUUGGGAAUUCACAACACCCAAGUAGAGAAGUUGGAGUAUUAGAACUGGAAGUGUUUUUCGCAGGACCUUUACAAUGGAGCAUUGUGGUAACAAAGGAAAGGAGAGAAUGGGGAACUCCGAAAGUCAGUACAGUGUUCAGGGAACACAAAGCCAAGGCAGUAAUUCUCUGUCAGAUGUCAAGCAAAAGAGUUGUUCUUUGAAAAUACACAGUGGCCACAGUAAAGAGGAGAAACCUUGGACCUCUCCUAGGUGGGCACGGACCAACAGCAGCGCUAGCUACAAGUCUCGUUCCCUUGCAAGAAAUUGCCUGUCUCAAUGCAAAAGCAACCCUCCGUAUUCAUCAAAACAUGGGGACGUAGUGCUUAAGACAUCUAAAAGUUGUGGUCACCUUAAACAGAGAUCUGGUUUGUGCGGGGACUAUUGCCAGGCAAAUAACAACACAUAUAUGGCAGAUAAUGGGUAUCAUUAUGUUGGCAUUGACACCCCAGACGACUGCAGAGGAUGUAAUGGGCAUAUUUUAAGCUGUUAUGACAUUCAUGACAGCAUGUCAUUGGCACUGCAAGCUGAAGAAAGGAAAAGUCCAAAAGUUUUGAUCAAAACUCUUGGAAAGCUGGAUGGUUGUCUGAGAGUUGAAUUCCACAACAAUUCUGGAAACGGUAUGCCUUCAGAUGACUCUGAUGGACCAGUUCAGUUGCUCAGGUACUCCCCCGCAAUGGAGACAAAGGAUAUGCUUAAGAAUGAUCCUUGUAGAAACUCUGGUAUGGAAUUUACAGCAAGCCGCGGUUUGUCAGCAAGUGACUCCGGUCUAAGAUCAAGUAAAGGGAGUUCGCUAAGUUCUGACUCUUCAUGGUACGACUGUCCCUGGGGAAACAAUAGGGACAUUAAUGACUUGGAUGGCUCCUACUUGACCAGGACUUCAUUGGACACUAGUGUACAUGGUGCUCUUAUUCCCAAUGAGAGCGGUGUACUCUUCAACCAGACAUCUUCGCUCUCUUCACUUCGUGAAUUAUACAACUCGGAUUUAGGUGGUGGUUUAGCUCAAGGUCGACUCUCAGAUGAAUACAUAAGUUCUGGUCACACCUUAAGUAAUAGGGUUUCUUUUGCUUCUGAUAUUGACGUUCCAUCAAGAGUCGAACACAGGGCGCCAACUCAGUAUUCCUCAUAUACUCUGCCAUGCAGAAAAUCAAGGCCAUUAACCGAAGAAGCCUCUAAAAAAGAGACACUGAAAAACCGAAUGAGGCGUAUUAGUGACUGGACAGGCAGCUUGUCAAGGAAAAAAAGAAAGUUGCAGGAACCAAAAUCUAAAGAGGCAAGUGAAUGCUUUGACAGUGGCAUUGACGCCUUUACAGCUGAGACAAGCUCUCCUCCAUAUCUCUCCAGUACGAUGUGGUCUGGUGGCUCAGGACAGGUUAUAGCACAGAGGAGUAAGCCAACCAGUGCAAUCAGCAGUGACGUUCUUAGACAAAACAUCUAUGAAAAUUUCAUGAGGGAACUAGAGUUAGAUCGAACCAAUGUUGAAGAAGCUGCUACUCUGUCAGGUACAGAAGACUCAAGCAGUGACUCCCUAAGCUCCUUGGAACAACUUGACCUGCUGUUUGAAAAGGAGCAAGGGGUUGUUCGCAAAGCAGGGUGGCUCUUCUUUAAGCCUCUCAUCACCCUUCAGAAGGAGAAAAAACUGGAGCUGGUUAACCGGAGAAAAUGGAAGCAAUACUGGGUUACAUUAAAAGGUUGCACUCUGAUGUUCUAUGAGACCUAUGAAGGGAACUCUAUGGAGCAGAAUACCUCUCCCAGAUAUGCCCUGUUUGCAGAAGAUAGCAUAGUACAAUCAGUCCCGGAGCAUCCAAAAAAGGAGAACGUUUUUUGUCUCAGCAACUCUUUUGGAGAUGUGUAUCUCUUUCAGGCUACUAGCCAAACUGAUUUAGAGAACUGGGUUACUGCAAUUCACUCUGCCUGUGCAUCACUCUUUGCCAAGAAGCAUGGGAAAGAAGAUACUGUCCGACUUCUUAAAAGUCAGACCAAAAGUCUGAUGCAAAAGGUUGAUAUGGACAGCAAAAUGAAGAAGAUGGCAGAGCUGCAGCUCUCUAUAGUGAGUGACCCGAAAAACAGAAAAGCCAUAGAAAACCAGAUUCAGCAGUGGGAACAGAACCUGGAAAAGUUUAACAUGGAUCUCUUUCGUAUGCGCUGCUAUUUAGCAAGCCUGCAAGGAGGGGAACUGCCAAACCCAAAAAGCCUAUUAGCAGCCGCAGGGCGGCCAUCCAAGUUGGCACUGGGGAGGCUUGGUAUCUUCUCUGUCUCUUCUUUCCAUGCAUUGAUUUGUUCUCGAGAUGAGUCUGCCCUGAGGAAACGGACAUUUUCUAUUUCACAAAAAGUGCAGAUUAAGAAGAGUUUAUUUUCAUCACUUAAAGGAAUUGAUACCCUGGCGAGGAAGGGGAAAGAAAAGAGACCUUCGGUAACUCAGAUUUUUGAUACUAAUAGUAGUCAGUCUGGCUCUGGGACACAGAUUCCACCCAAUUUAAGUGGUUCCAGCGAGCAUGUUGAUGAGUUGAUGAAUAUAUACAACUCGGUCCCAGAGGACACCCACAAAGAAAUCUCUUGGGAAAUCCCUAUAUUCAUCCAUUUUUAUGACAACCACGAUGUUACAGUUAACCUCAGACCGGAACACAGGGCAGAAGACAUCUUAAAUUUGGCUUGUAAAGUGCGGCAACUGGACCCCAGUUUUUUUUCUUUGCAUUUACGAAAAAAUGUGGAUGAGAAUAUUGAAUAUUAUCUACCUUCUCCAGUGGACUACAUGCAAGACCAGGUGUAUGAUGAACUAGAAAUAUUUCCUUUGGGCGUUUACAAUAUACACCUUUUAAAGACUGGAACUAUAACGGAUUUUGGAUUUGCUGUUGCUGCUCAGGUAGAUGAACAUAACAGUCUUACUCAUAUCUAUGUAAGUUUUGUUCAUCCAGAUGGAUUGGCCUAUAGGGAAGGCUUGCGAACAAAAAAUGAAAUCCUUUAUAUUAAUAGUGAAGCAGUGAUAGACCUUGAUCUCAGGAAAAUGGAGUUAUUAUUCUCAAAAAGGAGCGUCUUGCUUUCACUGAGGAAUUGUCAAACAGAAGCCAAAUCGUCACUAAGCUCAUCAUGGUCAGAAAAUUACAAGUUCAACGAUCAGAUGAGACCUUUACCACCACUUAACCAGUCUCAGCUCUUGGAGGAAUUUCUCGAUAAUUUCAGAAGGAAUUCUAUGAAAGAUUUAAGCAAUGUGCCAGAUGUUGCUAUUGGCAAUCUGAAAAGAAGUAAUACAGAUGACGCUUUGGAUCAGGUGCAGUGCAGGUCAAGAAUGGACCAUACCUAUAAGAGUGCUGAUCAAAUCUCUGCACUUUGUCAAAGCAUGCAGGAGGUAAACCAGGACAUGAUGGAUGGGCAAAAUGACAGCCCAGAGCCACUCAGGAGACCAUUGGCUCGACACCUGUCGGAUGCAGACAGGCUUCGCAAAGUUAUACAAGAACUUGUGGACACUGAGAAAUCCUAUGUUAAGGAUUUAAGUUGUCUGUUUGAAUUAUACUUGGAUCCUUUGCAAAAUGAAACCUUCCUUACUCAGGAUGAGAUGGAAUCUUUGUUUGGAAGUCUGCCUGAAAUGUUGGAUUUUCAGAAGGUAUUCCUACAAACCUUAGAAGAUGGCAUUUCCAGUGCUGUUGACUUUCAUGUGCUUGAAACACCAUCUCAGUUUCGGAAAUUGCUCUUCUCCCUUGGAGGCUCAUUCCUGUAUUAUGCUGACCACUUUAAACUAUACAGUGGAUUUUGUGCAAACCAUAUAAAGGUGCAAAAAGUUCUAGAAAGAGCUCGAACAGAUGCAGCCUUCAAGGAAUUUUUGGAUGCCAGAAAUCCAACCAAACAGCAUUCUUCCACUCUUGAGUCGUACCUUAUCAAACCAGUACAGAGGGUGCUAAAAUACCCACUGCUGUUGAAAGAGCUGGUAUCUCUAACUGACAAUGACAGUGAAGAACACUACCACCUAACAGAAGCACUUAAAGCAAUGGAGAAAGUAGCUAGUCACAUUAAUGAAAUGCAGAAGAUCUAUGAAGAUUAUGGAACAGUGUUUGAUCAGUUAGUGGCAGAACAGAUUGGAAACAAGAGAGAGGUCACAGAACUAUCCAUGGGAGAGCUCUUGGUGUAUUCUACUGUCACCUGGCUAAAUAUAUUCCCAUCUCUUGGCAAAACACGGAAGGAAUUAGAACUAACAGCGUUUGUGUUCAGGAGGGCAGUCAUCUUGGUACACAAAGAAAACUUCAAACUAAAAAAGAAGACUAGUCAAAAUACACGUGCCUCUCAAAUUUACAGUGAUAUAGACCAGUUCAAAUUUCGUUGGUUGAUUCCUUUGUCUGCCCUUCAAGUCAGAAUGGGAAAUGCAGCAGGAACAGAGAAUAACUGCAUGUGGGAACUUAUCCAUACCAAAUCUGAGGUUCAGGGCAGGCCGGAGACGUUGUUUCAGCUGUGCAGCAGUGAUUGCGAAAGUAAAACCAGCACAAUUAAAGUUAUCCGUUCUAUUCUGAGAGAAAACCUAAGGCGAAAUAUAAAAUGUGACUUCCCUUUGGAGAAGACCUACAAAGAUAAGCUGGUUCCUUUAAGAAACAGAAUUCCACUGUCUGCAAAACUAGCAUCCACAAGAUCAUUAAAGGUGCUUAAACACAGCCCAAGUACUGACUGGAAUAACAGCAUGGGCAAAGGUAAUGGACAGGAUUCAGACGAUGGCAGCCUAAGCAGUGGCACACAUAGCAGUGGUUGUCCUACCAUUGAAAGCUUUCAAGAUCUAAAAAGUCGCUCUCCUAUCAAACCUCUGCAGACAAGCCCAUCGGACCACCCAAGCACAAGAGUCAAGGAAUCUGAUAUUCUUAGUGAUGAGGAUGAAGAUUAUAGGCUUGCUAAUUUGACAACCGAGUCAACAAAUAUGAAGAGUAACCCAACACAAGGCAUCGAAGUACAGUUCCAAAAUUUAAAUCUUUCAGAACUUGCGAAUACUGAAUUGAAGAAUUUGGAGUCCAACGCUACUGACAGGGAAGGUAACUUUCAGUUAAAGGAACAUCCAAAGCUUGUAAGGGGGCAUUUCUGUCCAAUUAAACGAAGGGUGUUCAACGUAAAAGCAGACAAGACAAUUACAAAGGCAAUGAAAGACCAUCACCAGUCUCUUGACAACCAGUCCGAUAAUGCAAGCAUUGAUCUGAAUGCAAUUUUGGAGAGGGAAUUUAGUAUUCAAAGCCUAACUUCUGUUGUAAAUGAAGACUGUUUUUAUGAAACUGCUGGCAAAUCCUAGCUUUUGCUGAAAGCAAGAAAAUCCAAAGCAGGAUAAAACAAUUUGUUGAGUAAAAAACUAACUGGGAAACUGUUACAAAUCUCUACAUAAAGUGACAUUAAACUUGUACAGUCUAUAUUUGUUUCAGUUGACGUGCCCUUGUUCUGUUCACACUAGGCAUGGACUAGUAAUUGCUGUAAAUUACUUAGUGUGUCUGUUUAGUUUUGUGCACUACUUCAUUUUUCCACACCUUAAGUUAUUUUUUUUUAUUUAUCGUGUAUGUAAAAAAAAAAUGAAUAAAUGACCAAAUUCAGAAUUUUUGAACAGGUAUUAAAAUGUUGUCAUUGGCUUAAUAAUAAUUUAUAGAAAAUUAUAUCAUUUAUGCAUGACUUUGAGCAGCUGAUAGCUAUUUUUAUUUUUUGUGAAACUGAAACGCAUUAUGUUUUUGAGCGGUCAAGAAAUCUGACCUGACUGUUCAUUUGAGCUGUUCAAAUGGCAACUGUGUAUACACAAAAAAAAAAAAA